Messenger RNA from Anopheles marshallii, 1155 nucleotides. RefSeq names its product ras-related GTP-binding protein C (gene RagC-D). Gene Ontology annotation, cellular component: lysosome; nucleus; Gtr1-Gtr2 GTPase complex. Lineage: Eukaryota; Metazoa; Arthropoda; Insecta; Diptera; Culicidae. Gene Ontology annotation, molecular function: GTPase activity; GTP binding. The record is from RefSeq and is a predicted model, not a curated record. The coding region runs from base 1 to 1155 and encodes 384 amino acids. Gene Ontology annotation, biological process: regulation of autophagy; cellular response to starvation; positive regulation of TOR signaling. The transcript has 3 exons.
AUGGUAUCUGCACGGAGUUACCAGGAUGAGGAAGAACAGGUGGGAUCGUUUCCGAAGGACUUCGGGUACGGGGACUUUGAGCAUGAGAAUGACGGGAAUCGGGUGUCAGAUGAUAAGCCUCGCAUUCUACUGAUGGGGUUACGACGUUCCGGCAAAAGCUCCAUCCAGAAGGUGGUCUUCCACAAGAUGUCCCCCAACGAGACACUCUUCCUCGAGUCGACGAAUAAAAUUGUGAAGGAUGACAUCAACAACAACAGCUUCGUGCAGUUUCAGAUUUGGGACUUUCCGGGGCAAAUUGAUUUCUUCGAUCCGACCUUCGAUUCGGACAUGAUAUUCGGUGGCUGUGGCGCACUGGUGUUCGUAAUCGAUGCUCAGGACGAUUACGUCGAGGCAUUGACCAAGCUGAACCAGACCGUCACCAAGGCGCACAAGGUCAACCCGCGCAUCAAGUUCGAGGUAUUCAUUCACAAGGUGGACGGUGUGAGUGACGAUUUUAAGAUGGAAUCCCAAAGGGAUAUACACUCGAGAGCAACGGACGACUUGAUUGAUGCAGGACUCGAAGGUGUCCAUUUAAACUUUCAUCUAACGUCCAUCUACGAUCAUUCAAUCUUUGAAGCGUUUUCGAAAGUGGUGCAAAAGUUGAUACCUCAGCUAGCUGCACUUGAGAAUCUGUUGAAUCUGUUUAUCCACAAUUCCGGCAUUGAAAAAGCGUUCCUGUUUGAUGUGGUAUCGAAAAUCUACAUCGCAACCGAUGCGACUCCGGUCGACAUGCAAAGCUACGAGCUGUGUUGCGACAUGAUCGAUGUGGUGAUUGAUCUUUCCUGCAUCUAUGGCUCUCGGGACAAUCCGGAUGUGCCUGCGUUCGACAACCAAAGCUCGAGCAUUAUAAAAAUGAACAACAGUACGGUGCUGUACCUGAGGGAGGUGAACAAAUUCUUGGCCUUGGUGUGCAUUAUCCGGGAGGAGAGUUUCUCUCGGCAAGGUGUGAUCGAUUACAACUUCCUCUGCUUCCGUGAAGCCAUAACGCAAGUUUUUGAGCUUCGCUUUAAGCACCAGAAGCUGGAAGCGGUCGAACAAGACUCGGACAAUUUGGAAGAUCUACGAGAUUUUGAACGGGGGGAUGUUAUACCGUCCAUGAAGCGGUUCCAGGAUUAA